Messenger RNA from Condylura cristata (star-nosed mole), 4758 nucleotides. It is a transcript of the gene TMEM132D, whose product is annotated as transmembrane protein 132D. Lineage: Eukaryota; Metazoa; Chordata; Mammalia; Eulipotyphla; Talpidae. The record is from RefSeq and is a predicted model, not a curated record. The coding region runs from base 206 to 3475 and encodes 1089 amino acids. The transcript has 9 exons.
CGCCCCGGGCUCCGGAGGGCAACUCUCGAGCCCGGCCAUGGACUGGAGGGAGAACAGCAGCGGGCGCCCUGGCGGCGGCGCGGGUCCCUAGCAGAGAGCCCCUUCGCCUCCCAGCGCAGCUCCUGCCUCCUGGGGGCUCUGGCACCGUGUCUUCUUCGCAUAGACGGCGCAGGGGAGCAGACGACCUGCGCUCCGAGGCUCCAGGAUGUGCCCGUCUGAGAUGGGGACGCCGUGGCACCACUGGUCCCCCGUGCUCAUCAGCCUGGCCGCCCUGUUCUCCAAAGUGACGGAGAGCCGAGGGAUCCUGGAGAGCACCCAGAGGUUCUCGCUGCUGCCCACCUACCUGCCCGUGAGCUUCCGCAUCCAGCACGCCGACGCAGCCUUCUUCCUGAAGGAGGCCAACCAGGACAUCAUGCGCAACUCCAGCCUGCAGUCGCGCGUCGAGUCCUUCCUCGUGCACAAGUCCCGGCGGCCCCCCAUCCUCCGCGCCACCUACGGCCCCUUCUCCGCCGAGCAGGUGGUACCCCAGGACCUGCUGCUGCCCACCAGCCCCUUCGGGCUCAGCCACGCAUUUCCUCUCAACUGGCGGCUUCGCGCCCACAUCCUGCGGGACAAGGUCUACCUGAGCCGGCCCCGGGUGCAGGUGCUGUUCCACCUGGUGGGCCGGGACUGGGCCGAGCGCGGCCCCGGGGAGGCGCUGCCCUGCCUGCGGCUCUUCGCCUUCCGGGAGACCCGAGAGGUGCGGGCCGGCUGCCGGCUGCAGGGGGCCCUGGGGCUGUGCGUGGCCGAGCUGGAGCUGCUGGCCGCCUGGUUCAGCCCCCCGACGGUGGUGGCAGGCCGGAGGAAGGUGGGGAUCCCCGCCGAGGGCAGCCCCGUGGAGCUCUACUACAGCCUGCAACCGGGGGACACCCGGGGGGGCUGCAGCACGGGGGGAAUGCGGAGGAGUGGCGGGGCCCAGCAGGGCCUCGGCGACGUGGACGAGUCGGGGCCCCCCCUGCAGCGGAUCGGAAGCGUCUUCCUCUACCAGACGCCUGGCCGGCCUCCCCUACGAGAGGUGCGCCUGGACCGCCACGUGGCUGUCCACUACGUGCCCAGGCCGGCGCGGCCCGGAGACGUGCUCACCUUCCCUGUGUCCAUCUCCAGGAACUCCUCAGAAGACCGCUUCACGCUACGGGCCAAGGUGAAGAAAGGGGUGAGCAUCGUUGGGGUCCGGGCCAGCAGUCCCUCCAUCUGGGAAGUCAAGGCAAACACGGACCAUGCCGGAAAACAUGCGCCGGCCGUCAUCGAGUGCCGGAGGACGUCGGCCGGCCUGGGGGACAGGGCAGAUGGUGCGGCCGAUGAGGUCAUGCAGGUGGAUGUGGCCGUGGAGGAGCCCGCAGACCCGCCGGCCACCCAGCUCGUCACGUGGCAGGUGGAGUAUCCGGGUGACGUCACCUCUGACCUGGGCGUGUCCCGGAUCUACGUGCGGCAGAAGGGCCUGCUCGGCGUCGUCCCGCUGGCCAUGGAGGCAGAAAUCCUGAACACGGCCAUCCUCACGGGGAAGACGGUGGCUGUGCCGGUGAAGGUGGUGUCGGUGGAGGAGGAUGGCACAGUGACCGACCUGCCGAGGGCAGUGGAGUGCAGGUCGUCAGAUGAAGAUGUCAUCAAGGUCUCUGACCGCUGUGACUAUGUGUUUGUCAACGGGAAGGAGAUGAAGGGCAAGGUGGGCGUGGUGGUGGACUUCACCUACCAGCACCUGAGCAGCCCGCUGGAGAUGACCGUGUGGGUGCCCCGGCUGCCCCUGCAGAUCGACGUCUCGGACACGGAGCUCAGCCAGGUCAAGGGCUGGAGGGUGCCGAUCGUCUCCAACAAGAGGCCCGCCCGGGACAGCGAGGACGAGGAGGACGAGGAGCGGCGGGGCCGCGGCUGCGCACUGCAGUACCAGCACGCCAUGGUGCGCGUCCUCACCCAGUUCGUGGCCGAGGCUGCUGAGCCUGGGGGGCACCUGGCCCACCUGCUGGGCUCAGACUGGCAGGUGGACAUCACGGAACUGGUGAGCGACUUCAUGCAGGUGGAGGAGCCGCGGAUCGCCAAGCUGCAAGGUGGCCAAGUUCUGAUUGGCCAGGAGCUGGGGAUGACCACCAUCCAGAUCCUGUCGCCUCUGUCCGAUGCCAUCCUGGCCGAGAAGACCAUCACCGUGCUGGACGAGAAGGUGACCAUCACAGACCUGGGGGUCCAGCUGGUGACAGGCCUGUCGCUCUCCCUGCAGCUCAGCCCCGGGAGCAACAGAGCCAUCUUUGCCACCGCAGUGGCUCAGGAACUGCUGCAGAGACCCAAACAGGAGGCGGCCACCAGCUGCUGGGUCCAGUUCAGUGACGGCUCUGUCACCCCCUUGGAUAUCUACGAUGGGAAGGACUUCUCCCUGGUGGCCACGUCCUUGGAUGAGAAAGUGGUUUCCACCCACCAGGACCCCAGGUUCAAAUGGCCAGUGGUGAUGGCCGAGACUGAAGGGCAGGGUGCACUGGUGCGGGUGGAGCUGGCCAUCAGCGAGUCAUGCCAGAAGUCCAAGCGCAAGAGCAUGCUGGCCGUUGGGACCGCCAAUGUCAGGGUCAAAUUUGGCCAGAGCGACGCCCACCCCAACGCCAGCGACAGCCGGGCCCCCGGGGCAGGGUUCCCCCUGGAGCGGCACGGCAGUGACAGGCGGUCCCGGAAGCCAUGGCAGGAGUGGGGCGGCCAGGAGGGCCCACUCUAUAGCAGCUCGCCUGGGGCACUCCUGGAGGGCAGGGGCCCCACCACUGAGAGGGCCCCUUUCCUGAGGAACGGCCAGGGGCGGCUCUUCGACCACGACAGCCACCUGCAGACCAUCCCCAUCGACCUCACCAGUCUGCCCGCCCCGGGGGGCCUCCCCAGCAGCGCUGGGGACACGCAGGAGGACCCCACGCAGGCCUCCAAGGGGCUGAGUGACCUGGAGAUCGGCAUGUACGCGCUGCUGGGCGUCUUCUGCCUGGCCAUUCUGGUCUUCCUCGCCAACUGCGCCACCUUCGCGCUCAAGUACAGGCACAAGCAGGUGCCCCUGGAAGAGCAGGAGGGCGUGAGCCACGCACAUGACUGGGUGGGGCUGAGCCGCCGGGCGGAGCUGCUGGAGAGCCCCGCAGCUUUCCCGUCCCCGCAGGACGAGCGGGUCACUGCCAUCGACAGGGGCCUAGAUUUCGAGGAAAGCAAGUUCCUCCUAGGCACGGACACCCUCAAGGGUCUCAACGGGCAGCUCUUCAGGGCCCCUGUGCCCCCGGGUUCCAGCGGGAAGGACCAGAAGAGCGAGCCCCCGACUUCCCCCACCUCCAAGAGGAAAAGAGUGAAGUUCAGCACCUUCACUGCCAUCUCCCCAGAGGACAGCUGCCCAGCCGUACUGGCCUGCACAGAGGAGGCCAUGGGCUGGAUCUACCCAGACUUGCACCCCGGGGACAGCCACCCCGACCGGCCACGGGAAGGGGUAUGAGCCGCACUCAGAGCCAGGUCUCACCUCUCGGCCUUUGAUGCAGGGCGUGUGGCCAUGAGGCCCUGGGGCUCCGGGAGAAACGUGGGACAGGGUGGCAGAGCCCCAGAGGCAGCCCCAGUGCGACACGCAGGAGGGACACACUCCCCUCCCUGGCGGAGCUCCAGAGCUGCGGUGCAUGAGAUUCCCAUGUGUGGAAGACCCCUGAGACUCGUGGAUGGCUGAGCCUCUGAGACGUCCCGGAAAGGAACAGUCUCCCUCACGUCAGAACACCCUGGGUGUGGUAAAUUCAUGGGGCCGGGCCCACCCGGCAGACACGGGACACGGGGCGCAGGCUGAUUGCUGCGGGUUGGGGGCACCAGGUGGUUGACCUGAGGGCCACCUCAAGCUGCUGGCACCCACAGCCAGCCCAGAGCCCUGUGGGCACGUGGCUGCAGACAUCCUGAAGUAUAUGCCAAGAACAAGCUAGCAGGCCGUGCCUGCGGCCAGACACCCCUGUGUUUGUAAAGGGGGGGUCCUUGGUCCCAGGAGUAGUUUCCCACAUUCAUGGGGGGGAUUUUCCACACCCGGGCACCAUGCCCCUGCCUGUCCAGAGAAACCCAGCUCUGUGGACAUUUGUGACACCCAUACUGUUCACGGAGUCAGGGUGCAGAGUGUAGGUGAGGGGAGUGGGGCUCAGUGUGUAAGGGGGUGCAGACACUGCCCGCCCACCCUCGGGCAGAAAGUCAGGCAUCUUGCUUUGGGGAGACCUGACUUCGGGACGCCGUCUCGUCCUGCCGAUGGAAGCCAGUGCAAAGGGGGCAUCGGAGGGCUGUGCCAUGCCAGGGGAGGUGGGGCAGGAGGAGAGACCGCAGAGGCGUCCAGUGCCGCCUGGCUCUUCAGAGCUCUCUCUCCCGAUUUCUUCUCGGUGUGUCCCUGUCUCUCGGAAUCAUGCCCUUCUCUUCAUCUGCCCCCCCGUCUCCCGCUCUCCCCUCUCACGCUCUCUCCCUAUGCAUACCAUCUAAUCCUUAGGCGACGGAUGUGGCCCCACCGUGGCCCAGCCGUGCCUUCCCGCCGAACAGGGGUGCUUCCUGCCUGCUGCCCUCCUGACCCGGGGCGGACAGCCCUGAGCCGCUGCCCCUGCCCGAGCUGACGUCCCCACCCGGCUGGUGAUUAACGUGCUGCCUUGAGCGAGGACCCUGUGGUCUCAGCUGCCCUGUCCUUCCCAGCAAUGUUGCCAGAGGCCCUUCAGGCCAGGGCAGAUGGGAUCGUAGGUUGUAAGAAUGUAACAUAUUUAUAAACUCAAG